Molecule: messenger RNA, 1338 nt
Organism: Cyclopterus lumpus (lumpfish)
Lineage: Eukaryota; Metazoa; Chordata; Actinopteri; Perciformes; Cyclopteridae
Gene: ednrba
Product: endothelin receptor Ba
Biological process (GO): G protein-coupled receptor signaling pathway; regulation of blood pressure; vasoconstriction
Cellular component (GO): membrane
Molecular function (GO): endothelin receptor activity
Source: RefSeq, a predicted model, not a curated record
AUGGUGAACUACAAUGCACACCCAAAGAGGAUCAGUUGCGGCCUUAUUGUAAGAAACACAGUUACAACUAAACUGCAGGAUGAAGGCUCAUCUCCUCUGCUUGGAGUUACUCCUCUUGGCGGGUCACGUCCUUCUGGCCAGUGGGCAACUGGAGUCAAAGAAACAAGCGCCCCAGGAACUUCUUGCUGUUACCCAGAGACUUGGGCUCGUGGAGAGGGAUGUGCAGGGUCUGGUGAGGCCCAACAUAGCAUGCCCCGCCGCCGGCUACCUCCCAUGUGCACAGGGCCCACGGAAAUCAGAGACACCUUCAAGUACAUCAACACGGUGGUGUCCUGCCUGGUGUUUGUUGUGGGUAUCAUCGGUAAUUCCACUCUGCUGAGAAUCAUCUAUAAGAAUAAGUGCAUGCGUAACGGGCCGAACAUCCUGAUCGGCAGCCUGGCACUCGGAGACCUGCUACACAUCAUCAUCGGCAUUCCCAUUAACGUUUACAAGCUCCUGGCAGAGGACUGGCCUUUCGGAGUCACUCUGUGCAAAAUGGUGCCGUUUGUCCAAAAAGCCUCUGUGGGGAUCACGGUGCUGAGUCUGUGUGCUUUGAGUAUUGACAGGUAUCGCGCCGUGGCCUCCUGGAGCCGCAUCAAAAGGAUCGGAGUUCCAAAAUGGAUGGCUAUCGAAAUAGCGCUCAUCUGGAUAAUAUCCAUCAUCCUGGCUGUGCCGGAGGCAAUAGCUUUCGACAUGAUCACCAUGGACUACAAGGGAGAACAUUUGAGGAUCUGUUUGUUGCACCCCAUGCAGAAAACCGACUUUUUGAGGUUUUAUAAGUCAGCGAAGGACUGGUGGCUGUUCAGUGCAUAUUUCUGCCUGCCGUUGGUCUGCACUGCUAUUUUCUACACCCUGAUGACCUGUGAGAUGCUGAGGAAGAAGAAUGGAGUCCAGAUCGCUCUCAGUGACCACCUCAAGCAGCGAAGAGAGGUGGCUAAGACCGUGUUCUGCCUGGUUCUGGUCUUCGCUGUGUGCUGGCUGCCUCUCCAUCUCAGCCGUAUCCUGAAGCUCACCAUCUACGACGAGAAAGAUCCAAACCGCUGCGAACUGCUCAGUUUCUUUUUGGUGUUGGACUACAUUGGCAUCAACAUGGCAUCCGUCAACUCCUGCAUCAACCCAAUCGCCCUCUACGUGGUCAGCAAGCGCUUCAAGACCUGCUUCAGGUCCUGCCUGUGCUGCUGGUGCCUGCCGGCCGAGAUGUUGAUGGAUGAGAAGCAGUCGUGCAUUAAGCUGAAAGUCGCAGAGCGAGCCUCCGACCAGAGCAACUCCCGCCUGACCAACAAGUCCACUACGGCCUGA